This is a messenger RNA of Ostreococcus tauri, 498 nucleotides long. Its product is annotated as unnamed product. The coding region runs from base 1 to 498 and encodes 165 amino acids. The transcript has a single exon. The record is from RefSeq and is a predicted model, not a curated record. Lineage: Eukaryota; Viridiplantae; Chlorophyta; Mamiellophyceae; Mamiellales; Bathycoccaceae.
AUGCGGCAUCGCGUCUGUGAUCCGCGCGUCGGCGUCGCGUCGACGACGAGACGGGACGCGGGACGACGGCGAGGGCGCGAGCGGGCGGUGACGCGCGCGCGCGCGGGGAAGGGGGGCGAUGGGUUCACCUGGGGCCCGUCGAGGGCGGUGUGGAGGAAGUUUGAGGACGCGUGCGGGGACGUCCCGGCGCGGUGGUACUUCCGUCCGCUGCAGGGAGCGAUCGCGCUGACGUUGGCGGGUGUCGUCGACGCCGGAUUCAGUGGUGAUUGGAGCCGGAUCGGGGUGCUGACGACGACGCAGGAGGGUGAGAUUCGGACGUUUUGCGCCUUUGUCGCGGCGGCGCACGGAACGCUCGCCGUCGCGGCGUACGACGUGGCGAAGAAGCGCGGACGGGAUCCCGCGCUGGCGUUUUUGAAGGUAUUCGUCGUCGGGUCCCUGGCGUUCGUGGGCGAGGCGUUCGAGGACGUCGACGGGGGCGCCGAGGACCGGGAGGCGUAG